AUGUACAGGCCUCCAAAGCUCACGGGCAAAUCGAGCCGAUCGUUCAACGACCCGAGACUGAAACGACUGCUCCUGGUAGACAGUACACAGCAAUCGCCCAUCCAGCCCGAUCAUCACCAGGCAUCAUCAAAGUCCAUUCGAUAUCCGAGUCCCAAAGCAUCCUCCAACAUCAACAACAGCGCAGAGCCACACCAGAACAAGAGACCCACCUCCCGAAGCCUCUAUGCCCACGCCCUCAUGGACCGCAUCUGGAACGGCUACCGGCGGCAAGCCAACAAGGGCAGCGUGACGCUGUUCCGGCUGCUGCGGCCCAACAUCCUGGCCGUGGCGCGCAAAAUGUACGGCGAGGACGGCGUGGCCGACGUCGUCUACGGCCGCCACAAGGACACGGCCUACGUGCUGAUCCAGCUCGCGCGCGAGCCCGAGGGCGCCGAGGGCCACGCCUCGGACGAGUUCAUGGCGCUCAAUGCCAACUUUUACGAGGUCCUCAAGGACGGCCAGGCCGGCGAGGCCGACGUGAUUGCCGCCAUGUCCCCCUGGGUCGUGGCCAAGGAAGGGUUGGCUGGGGCCAGUCUGGUUGACUUGUAUGAAGUUCAAGUCCACCACCCCAUCAGCGGACGGCUGUUAGUGGGGCCCAUCGAGAAGCAGAAGAGGUUCAUGGGGCUAUAA
This is a messenger RNA of Pestalotiopsis fici W106-1, 669 nucleotides long. RefSeq lists its product as uncharacterized. NCBI's taxonomy places the organism in Eukaryota, Fungi, Ascomycota, Sordariomycetes, Amphisphaeriales, Sporocadaceae. The record is from RefSeq and is a predicted model, not a curated record. Bases 1 to 669 code for a protein of 222 amino acids. The transcript has 2 exons.